Messenger RNA from Guillardia theta CCMP2712, 378 nucleotides. RefSeq lists its product as hypothetical. NCBI's taxonomy places the organism in Eukaryota, Cryptophyceae, Pyrenomonadales, Geminigeraceae. Gene Ontology annotation, biological process: transmembrane transport. Gene Ontology annotation, molecular function: transmembrane transporter activity. The coding region runs from base 1 to 378 and encodes 125 amino acids. Gene Ontology annotation, cellular component: plasma membrane. The transcript has a single exon. The record is from RefSeq and is a predicted model, not a curated record.
AUGCCAACAGGUGAUGCACGAAUCAGGUUGCAUGCAGCAAGCACAGCCAUUCCUGCUGUGACUCUGAAAGGAUUCAUCCUCUUGAGCUCAUGCAUUGCAUGCGGCGUCUCUGGUGCUACAAGCAUGAAGCUUUCUAAUGGUUUCAAGAAUUUUUGGCCCAGUGUGAUGAUUUUUGUGUCUUAUGCUUUGGCCUUCGUACUCUUUACAAAGGCGCUCUUGCUUUGGCCGCUAUCUAUCGCAUACGCUGUAUGGUCAGGGCUAGGAACGGCUGCGACGGCAGUGAUAGGCGUCGCGUUUUUCAAGGAAAGCCUGAAACCAGUUCAUCUCUUAGGCCUGGCGCUUAUCAUUGUUGGGGUAUCCCAUGUAUGGUUUCCUUGA